AUUCAGUUCUACUUUAUCGUGGCUGUGCGCAGAACACAGUGACUAGCAGAGGUCAUCCAGAGAAUAACUACAGUAUGUACAGUACCAACAGAGUUUGUAAUGACUGAAUAUUAAUAAUGCAUUGGAGAUGGAAAAAAUGUCACCGAUAGUAUGCAAACAGGAUGAGCUGCAGAUUAUUGUUCUUGGGUACAACCGGUCUGGCAAGACCGCAACGAUAAACACAUUCCUGGGAGUCGGAGCGUAUCAUCAGGGGGAAGGAGCAACACACUCCGUCAAGAGAGAGGGCGUGGUUGUGGGCAGGAAGGUGACUUUGAUUGACACUCCUGGAUGGUGGAGGUUUUUUUCUGCCACCCAAACCACAGAGUACAUCAAACGUGAGCUUGUGCUGAGCACCUCCCUCUGUCCACCCGGACCCCACGCCUUCCUCCUGGUGGUCAACCUCGACAAUCAGUUUACUGAAAAUGAACAGUCUUCAGCGGUGGAACACUGUGAGCUCCUGGGUGCAAACAUCUGGGAGCAUACCAUUGUCUUGUUCACCAAGGGGGAUUUAUUGACAGACAAAACCAUUGAGGAGCGUAUCAGGAACAAGGAUGAAACCCUUGAGUGGUUGGUGAGAACGUGUGGAUACAGAUAUCAGGUAUUCGACAACAAAACCAAAUGUGAUGAUCAAUCUCAAGUCAAAACACUUUUGGAUAAGAUCGAUGAACUGAUAGCCAGUAACCAUCACCGUCCCUUUGAGGUUGACCACAUCAAACUGAAACAUAUUGAAGAGGCAAAGAAGGCUGAUAAGGAACAAGGACUGAUAUACAAGCAGAGAGUUACACAACAAAGAAGGAAAAUCAAGACACAUGGAGAGGUGCUCCCUCUACCUGAAAUAAGAAUGUUACUGGUUGGAUUUGUGAUCUCUGGGAAGAGUUAUGCAGGAAAUAUCAUCCUAAAUGGGGAUCAUUUUACCCCUGGGAAAGUGACUGAGAAGGCUGAGAGACGACAAAGCAAAGUUUUUGGCCGAAAUCUCACAGUGGUCGACACACCUGGGUGGUGGAAGUUCCUCCCGACUAAGUACACUCCUGGACAGGUUAAGUUAGAGUUAGUGAGAGGAGUAGAACUUUGCGGGAAGUACCCUCACGCUUUCGCCCUCACUUUGCCGGUAGAGGUGUCGUUCCAUGAGGAGCAAAGACGUAUAGUUCAUGAAACAUUGGAGAUGUACCUGGGAGAGGAUGUCUGGAGACACACCAUAGUUCUCUUCACAUGGGGAAAACUGCUGAAAGACACCACCAUCGAGGAGGUUAUUGAGAGUGAGGGCAAAGCUCUGCAGUGGCUCGUCCAGAAGUGUGGAAACAGAUAUCACGUCUUUGGUGAGAGAGCGCAGGGUAGCAACCAGGUUGAAGAGCUGCUGGAGAAGAUUGCAGAGAUGGUGGCAGGGAAUUGUGUGCAUUGCCCUAUGAUGGCCCCUCAAACAAACAUAGAAACAAAGGCCAAAAGGCACAAGGACGACAAUGAUGUUGCAUCCACAGAUGAUGUUAGUAAUGCACUGUACAGAGAAUGGUUGGGACGAGAUGAGAAGAUGAUUAAGGAGGUCCAGAAGAAGUGGGACGCUGUUACGUCAGCAUGCAAACAAAAAACAAACAGAAGCAUGGAAAAACCAGUUGAAUUUCAAGGACAACCACAAACCAUGGACACUAUCAGCCAUAGUGAAACCUCCCAGGAAAAUCCUUCUUCCAGUACACUGGCAAAAGAUGAAUUGCAGAAUGAUAAGAAUAACCAGAGCAUUCAAAGACAGCAGUCAGAUGAUGAGACGCUUGCAAGUCAUUUGAAAGAUCUGCUGGAUUAUGAAUGGAGACGGCGGGACUUCAUAGUCAACGAGACUGUCCGUGAAGCAGUAAAGGAACUUAAACUUGAAAGUUCAUCUGAGCCAGAUCCAAAGGAGCUGAGGGAAUCCAGGGACAAAGUCGUGGACUGGUUACUGAAAAGCUCUGGCUAUGGUUCCUACAUGAGUGGCUCCCAAGACCUUUUAAACGUCGAUGACAAGGACAGCUCAGACUAAAAACACAGUACUGCAUUGUAUGUAAUCACUAAUGCAUAAUUGGCUAUAUUUGGCUAUUGUCAUGAUAUGUGAGGACAGUCCUAACUGGAAUGGAUUUAAAGUUUUUAUUUCAGAGUUGCACAGUUU
This is a messenger RNA of Alosa sapidissima (American shad), 2170 nucleotides long. RefSeq names its product GTPase IMAP family member 8-like. The coding region runs from base 128 to 2044 and encodes 638 amino acids. Gene Ontology annotation, molecular function: GTP binding. The transcript has 6 exons. Lineage: Eukaryota; Metazoa; Chordata; Actinopteri; Clupeiformes; Clupeidae. The record is from RefSeq and is a predicted model, not a curated record.